This is a messenger RNA of Syngnathus typhle (broad-nosed pipefish), 880 nucleotides long. RefSeq lists its product as uncharacterized. Gene Ontology annotation, biological process: lipid metabolic process. Bases 1 to 822 code for a protein of 273 amino acids. The record is from RefSeq and is a predicted model, not a curated record. Gene Ontology annotation, cellular component: membrane. NCBI's taxonomy places the organism in Eukaryota, Metazoa, Chordata, Actinopteri, Syngnathiformes, Syngnathidae. Gene Ontology annotation, molecular function: oxidoreductase activity, acting on the CH-CH group of donors. The transcript is spliced from 5 exons.
AUGACAAAGUCUCCAGCUCCACAGUUGCUGGCCGACUUGAGUGACUUUAUCAUGGGGAGCACAGUGGCCAAAUGUGCCGUCACCGACUUGGGCAUCCAGUGGGCUGGUUGGGCGCUGGCGGCGGCGUUUAAAACCGAAAAGUUCUACGACUUGGCAGGCUCUGGUACAUUUAUACUGCUUGCCCACCUGAGCCGUCUGUGGGGAGGGGCCACCCAUCUUCGGCAGAAUGUUCAGACUGGGCUGGUGACGGCGUGGGGGCUCAGGCUGGGUACAUUCCUCUUUAUGCGGAUCUUGAAGGACGGCCAGGAUCGAAGGUUUAACAAUGUUCGAGACAGUCCAGGGACUUUCUUUGUUUACUGGACUAUUCAAGCUGCGUGGGUGUUUGCGACUCUGCUGCCCACCUUCAUGCUCAACAGUGAAAAGCGAAACACUCCUUUGGGAAUGAGAGACUACGUCGGCUGGACCCUGUGGGGCAUCGGCUUUGCCACAGAGACCAUCGCCGACCGGCAGAAAUGGAUCUUCAAAGGCGACCCGGAUAAUGUUGGGAAGUUCAUCCAGAGUGGGUUGUGGGCUUACAGCAGACACCCCAAUUAUUUUGGAGAGAUACUUCAAUGGUCUGGUCUGUGGCUCUCAGCUUCAUCGGUGAUGCAAGGGUAUCAGUACCUGAGCGUAGCCUCACCUCUUUUUGUUUGGUUCCUGCUGCGCCAUGUCAGUGGCAUUCCCAUACUGGAAAAGCAGGCCUUAAAGAAGUGGGGGUCGGACCCCAACUUCCAGAACUACCUCACGAACACUCCUCUGCUGUGGCCAUGGCCAAAGUUUUGAUAUUUCCAUGUAUGAGAAUAUACAAUCAAUUUAGUAAAACACAUCCUUUCUGCAAUAA